Molecule: messenger RNA, 10665 nt
Organism: Nasonia vitripennis (jewel wasp)
Lineage: Eukaryota; Metazoa; Arthropoda; Insecta; Hymenoptera; Pteromalidae
Gene: tay
Product: autism susceptibility gene 2 protein
Exons: 19
Coding region: 1626-5924 (1432 amino acids)
Source: RefSeq, a predicted model, not a curated record
GUUCUGCUGCUCUCGCUGGCCGUCGCCGCCGCCGCCGCCGCCGCGUUCGAUCCCCCGGAGUAGAGGCGCCCAGCAGCAGAGCAGCGUACACACACAGAGAGGGACUCUCUCGGACGGAGUGUCUCCCAAAGUCCGUCUGCCGUGUCUAGAUUCGCAUAGGUCGCUGGCGAUAUAUGAGUACGUAUACAGGCAGGUAGUGGAAGAGUGAAGCAGUGAGAGCCGCCCGUCUGCUGUGUCGGUCGGUCGGAGAGCAGCUUGUGCGCCGCGCGCUGAGUGCCGACAGCUCGCAGACAUCGGACAGAGUGUGUUGAGCAGUGCUGUGCGCGUGAGAGAUUUGCGGGACCUCCGAAGCUGCUGCGGAUUACGCGUAUACGUACGUGCAGUGCUGUGCCUGUGGGGAAGUUACAUGUAGACCGCUCUCGGCUGUGUGCUGGGAUAGGUGUGUGCGGUGCGGUACUACUCUCUCUCUCUCUCUCUUCUCUCUAUCUGUCUCUCUCUCUCUCUCUCUCUCUCGCUCUCUCGUCGCUCUCGUGUCCGUGUAGGCCUGCGUGCGUGCGUGCCUGGCUGACUGGCUGGCUGCGCGCGUCCGCCAUUCCGACAAACAACAGAAAAUCUCGGGAAGUAGCGGAGGAUCGAAGACAUCGGGCAGCAGCAGCAGCAGCGAGUAGGAGGAGAAGACAGUGCGCGCGUGUGUGUGUGUCCCUGUGUGCGAGCAGCCAAGACAAGCAGCCCGUACUACUGCACACAAGAGGACAACGAACAAGAGCAGAUCCCGACCGCAGGACUGCUGCUCGCUCUCCGGACAAAGGCGGAGAAGAAUAGGACUACUAAGAAGCAGCAGAAGCAGCUAAAAGAGAGAAGGAAAAGGCCGCGAUCGAUGUGUCGAGCGCAUGGCUUCCUCCACUGCUGACCUCCAGACAGUCGCGGCAGUGGCAUAAAAAGCUUCAUGAUCCCGAGAGGAGUCGGGCCGUCGUCAUCGAGCGAGAGCUAAAGGAGGAGAAGGAGGAGAAUUCAAUCCGCAUCAAUUGUAGGCAACGACGAAAGAGUGCAGUGCGUGUUGUUCUGUGCGCGCGUGCGUCGUCAGCUGAUCGACGGUAGUGAGCAUCGAGUGUUUCCGCCACACGGCAGAUUGUAGCAACGGGCAUCAUCACCCUGGAAGUCGAGAGGGCGUUCGUGGCCCCUGAUAAGUAAAAAUUGUGUACAACGUCGUGUACAAGAGCAAGAGGCGCGAGGAGGAGGAGGCGGCGUCGACGACUAAGACGACGACGACGACCACCAGCAUAAGCAGCGGCAGCGCGAGCAGCUUCGGCCAGAGCGGCAACCCCUUGGCGAGCGGCAGCAGCAGCAGCAGCACCAACGGCAAUGCCGCUGCGGCCGCACUCGCGGAAGAUCAGCGGUUCAGCGGCAAGAAGAUCCAGCAGCAACUGCAGCAGCACAACAGCGAGGAAGCCCCUCCCGCGCUAAGGGCCCCAGCCGCAGCAGCAGCAGCAGCCGCCGCCGCAGCCGCUGCAGCUGCCGCUGCUGCCGCCGCCGCCUCCACGUCCAGCGCCGUGAUACCCGCGGCCUGCGGCAGCGGCACCAACAGCCAGCAGCAGCAGCAGCAUCACCAGGGCGGCAGCAGCGUCAUGGAGACGAUGGAGGCGAAGCAGCGCAGCCAGCGCAAUAGGCGCCGCGAGCGCGCCCAGCGCAUGCUCGCCCAGCGCGAGGCCAAGCAGCAGCUCCAGCAGCAGCACAAUGCCCACCUGCAGCUGUCUAGCCAGCAGGCCUCGGCCGCCGGGGGCGCCGGCGCCAACGAGGACAGUCACAGCGGCGAGGACGACGACGUCAGGCCGAACGACAGGGACAGAAACAGGCCUCCUGGCAGGGACAGUAAUGGUCAUCCGAGGCCGCCCAGGCCUCCGCGACCGCCCAGGCCCAGAAAGAAGUCGGCGCUAGCAGCAGCCGCGGCCAACUCGGCCAACGCCAGCAACGAGCCCAAGGAGCCCAUCUUCGAGGAAGACAUAAUCGACGGCUUCGCCAUACUCGCCUUCCGCACCUACGAGGACCUCGAGAGUGCAAUAAAACUAGCCGGGAAGAAUAACUUCAAGAAGCUGCAUUCGCUGCUGUCAAUACCGGAGGACAAGCCGAAGGUGGACACGGGACAGAAUAACCGGCAUAACGAGCACCACAUUAAAAACCACUUCAAGCACAACCAUUACAACACGCAUAAUUCCAUACUGACACCCUCGACGCUCAACCAGGGCCUAGAUGCGGGCACGAGUGACGACAGCGGACGAGCUUCCGAGCAGCUGCACGGCUCUGGCAUCCCCCGGGACAGUCAGGAUGCCGAUAGUUCUAGGGACCAUCUCAGUGAUGCUAGCAGUCAUUGCAGUUCGGGUAAAGGUUAUAUCUGUGAUAGUGAAGGAGAAGAUGAUAAGAACUCGGACGACGGAUCGAUACUCUUUGAAUCUUCUACCCCACCACCCCUUGCACGUAAAUACGAGUUGCCAUCUUCUUCACCACACGUGCUGCCUCCGUCGAACGGGGCGGGCGGAUCGCCUCCAGACACAGGCGGCCAGAUCUCGAAUCCUGCGACAGAUGCCCCCGCGCCGAUUCCUCCUCCUGUGCCUGCCACCGCGCCAGUCCCAACGGCGCCCAGUCCUCCAAGUCCCACAUUACCUCCGCACAUAUCUCAACCACCCAUGACUAGUCCGCUAGCAGCGAAUCCACGUGCAAUAGUCCCGCAGCAGCGGCCGGUGUCGCCGGCCCUCCCGCCGCCGUCUCUCUGUCAGCAGCAGCAGCAGCAGCAGCAGCAGCAACAGCAGCAGCAUCAACAGCAGCAUCCACAGCAACAGCAGCCUCAGCAACAUCCACUACAACUGCAGCAGCAACCACCACCGCAGCAACAGCAGCAGCCGCCGUCACAUCAGCCACAAUUGCUGCAUCAGCCACAUCAGCCUCAUCAACCACACCAGCAGUCGCAACCCCAGUUGCCGCAACAGCCUCAACAGCCCCAGCAGCCUCAGCAACCGCAGCAACAGCCACCUCCACAACCUCAUACCUCGAUACCGGCGCUGCAUCCACCCAACGUACCCCUUGUCUCGUCGUCGUCGCACACGACGUCCCCGGCCGUUGCGAGUCUCGGCGUAACGCCUGCAGCUCCGUCGAAUGGUGCCGCCACUACGAGCUAUCCACCUCCCCUGCCCAUGGCUGCCUAUCCUCAGACCCAACCAUCCUAUCCUCCGCUCUACACACCCUACACGGCGCUCAACCACAGCCCGUAUCUACCACCCGCGGUGCCCUCGCCUUCGCACUCGGCCUCGUCGCGAACCGAUAUUCGAGGCAGCAGGGCGUCGCCAUUGACGAAUCUGAGCAAGUCGUCGAUGGGUAGCACGGUACCUAACAGUCACAGCAGUAGCACUAGCACACCGAUGAGCGCGGCGACGACGACCUGCGUCUCGACGGUGACGAAUACAGUGACGACGGCUAAUUCGAUAGCGCACAGAGAUAUCGUGGCCUGCAGUCUUGCUGGCAGGAAUAGCAACAAUUCUCCAAGAGGGCACAGCCCUACUCGAGAGCGAGAUAGUUAUAGCAGUAACGUGAGCAGCCUUAGUAGAAGCAGUAUAACACCGGUUAGCGUGCCAAACACCUCCUCUCCGGCCAAUUCUAGUCUACCUGCGUACUCCAAGGCUCAAGCAUGGAUCACUAGCAACGCAUCGUCACAGCUGUCGCCAGCAACGGCUACGUCAAUGCCGCGGCCAACUCCACCACCGACCCUUGGUUUGCAUUCAUUCCCACCGCCGAUGUUCCCGCCACCGAUGCCACCACCUGUCUCCAGCGCGAGUCCUCACACUUCCUUACCUUCGCUUCCUCCGCCCACGUCCAAUCCGAAUCCCUUCUCCGCAGAGUCGUUGUUCAAUUCAAGCAAACCGACAAAAGAAUCAAAAAUAGGUGUGAGCCAUGUGCCGGGUCAGACGGAUCUGUUGCGUCGCGAGCUGGACAAUCGGUUCUUAGCCUCCCAGGACAGGAACGCAGCAGUAGCGAACCUUGGUCCGCCGCCAUAUCUUCGCACGGAAAUGCAUCACCAUCAACAUCAGCACACGCACGUUCAUCAGCACACGACUCCCAUCCUCCCACCACCGGCAGGAUCGUCGCUAUUUCCACCACCGAUUUUCAAAGACAUUCCAAAGCUGGGAGGAGUGGACUCUCCAUUUUUUCGGGGGAACCUCAAUCUCGGCAACUAUUCGAGUUUUAAUGCUGGACUUCUUCAUCCUGGUUUAGGACCGCCGGCGACACCUUUCGCACCUCCUACACAUGUAACGUCAUACGCGCCUACAAAGACUGGAAAGUGGAAUGCGAUGCACGUCCGAAUAGCCUGGGAGAUCUAUCGCCAUCAGCAGAAGCAACAGGCAGACGCGAAUGCAGGUGGUGUCAAUACGAAGACAGAACUUUUGCGACCACCGGGUCACCUAUUUCAGACGGGUCCAGCCGGUACUUUGGGGAUAAGUGGUCCUCAAUUGGCUCCACCGUUCUCCACGGCCAUGCAAACGCAUCCGCCAGGCCCACCAGUUUCACACACAGUUGGAUUUCUCUCAGCGCCGUCUUCGCAUUUAGGAACAGGAAUGUCCCCGUUCGGAAGGUACCCACCGACGUUUGCCACUGCGAAUCCAAACUUCCCGGGUCUUUCCGGAUUCCCACCUGGAAGAGAUAUGCCUCCAAUGCCAGGAAUGAGUUCAGUCCACGAUCCAUGGAGAGGGUUGCAACGUGCUCCGGGAGCCUACCCUCCGACGACAGUCGCUUGGAGUUUGAAGCCAGAGCCACCAACUAUCGAUACGAGGCGAGCCGAGCUUGAGGAGCGUGAACGCGAACGUGAACGUGAACGCGAGCGAGAGCGCGAGCGUGAACGGGAGCGCGAACGUGAGCGUGAACGGGAACGCAUCAGGCGAGAGCGGGAGCGCGAAAGAGAAGAGCAGCGUGAGCGGGAGCGAAGAGAACGUGAGAAAGAGGAGAAGCGAAAGCAGCAGGAAGCGGCUGCAGAACGAGAGCGGGAGAGGCGAGAGAAGGAGCGCAGAGAAUUGGAAAGGCGAGAGAUGGAACGUGAAAGGCUCAUUCAACAGCAUCAUCACCAACAGCAGCAGCAAGCUCAACAACAGCAACAAAGCAGACAACAACACGUUGUCGUAGGCAGAGACAGAUCACCUCUUAGGAAUGGUUCGAACCCUAUGGAUGGUGCACCGAUGGUUAGGGUGAAAGAAGAGCCGAGAAGUAAAGACGAUGAUGUAGUUAUGUUGACUAGGGGACCUCCUCAAGGUGCUCCGCCUCCGCCUAACGCCUUGCCAGAUCCAAGAGAGAAAUUUGAAUUACGCAACGACCGUGUGGACUUGCCGAAUGUUUUACAUGACACCGAAAAGUGGAUAAGGUACCACCACACGCACCCGCAUCCUUACCUGCAAAGUCGACACCCGCACGGCGUACCUCCGCCGCACACGAUGUCCCGCACUAUGGCGGGUAUCCCUGGUCUAACGCAUCCUAUGCAGCAUUUCGCUCCACCGCCGCCGCCUAGUGCUGCUGCAGGUCAACCAGGAGGUCCACCCGCUUGGCCCACGGAUCCGUUUCGUGAUCCCUAUAGGUACGACCCGCUGCAGCAGUUGCGCUACAACCCACUGAUGGCUGCGGCUGCUUACCGAGUCCAAGAAGAAGAAGAGCGCGCCAAGCUAUACGGAGUAGCGGGUUACCCGCCACCACCUUCUGCCGUUGGCGCACUUCGCGGCAAGGAUCCGAGCCCUGGACCGCUGAGCAAUCUGCAUAUGCAUCACCGGGCGGGCCCUGGUCCCGGCGGACCUGGACCAGUGCCUACCGGUCAAGCCCAAGUGAGGCAGCUCGAGACGAUGGUGCACAAUGCCGCGGAUAUGCACAAAAAGGAGGAUGCCUCGCAGUCGCGAUGAUGCUGUCGAGGUCUUGCUGUGGAGAAAAAAGCGGCCGACAAGCGGCUGACUUGAGGAAGCGACUGAAACUUGCCUCGAUCGACCAGUGUCACUGAUAAUUGACUUACCUACGCGCCCGCGAGAAAGACUUUGUACAUACAGGACUAUUAUAUAUUGCUAAUAUUUAUAGAGAUUACGAGAGUGAAAGUUUUAUCGUGAUAAAACUAUACUGUUGCUAGUAGUGCGAUGACUGGAUAGAGAACGAAAAACAAGAGAGCGAGGCAUAAAUCGCUCUUAGAAUGCUUAUUUUCCAAUGCUGAGAAUAUGCAAUGUGUGCAUGAUUCCGUGGCCUGCGGUUCUUGACAGUUGCAUUGAGCAAGUCUCAUUCGAGACUGCUGUCAUUGACGUAUUCAAAGGAACGGUUUGGUACUAAAUUGAAAAUUAGAAUGGUAAAAUAGUUACAAUGUUCUGAAAUUCUUACCUAUGUGAUGAAAUCAUUACUAAUUAUUCGACUGUAGUCGUAUUACAAAACGUGACACGGAGAAAAUCUAUUUUUUGCCCAGGCAAGAGUUGAUAUUUUUUCGAAAAAAAAAUAUCGAGUAUUCAGCUAAUAGAAAAAUGAUUUUGCUCGUGUCAUCAUUUGUACGCGUAAUGUAAUCAGAACAUUGUUAGAAUUUUACAUUGAUGACGAUGUACAUAUGAUUUUUACAUUUAAAAAGUUCUUAGUAGCGCGAGAAAAUAAUUUUAGAUUGCUAGCAAAGGGAAUUGUUAAGAAAAACUAAUGACAAAAGAUUGCAUUAUAACAAAGGCAAUUUUUAUUCUGAAGACUGCUCAAAAUGAAGAGGAUUUAACAUGUUUAAUUGUUACAUAAUUUUAGUAACAUCUAAUUUUUUCGAAUCAUGAUUUUGCAAUUACGAGGUACGUUAUACCUUGGAUUUCGUGUUACUUAAAAAAUGAAUUUUUUACAACAAUCAAAAUGUAAAAAAAGGAAAAUUUCUUUUAUUAUGCGAAUAAUCAAUUGAAUUGUACAUACGAUGUGAUUUUUUUUUUAAAGUUAAUUUUAGCAUCGAAGCGGAUAGUCAAAGGUGUAAAAACGAUCUAUUUAAACGAAAGUAAUAGACGGUUUGUCUGCUUUUUGUACAGCUGCGAAAGUGAUAUAUUAGCUUUAUUUAUAGUUUUAUCAAAAUGAAACUAUGUGAAAUAAAAAAUCAAGUUCGCUAAAUGUAAUCAAGUUGAAUUUCAUACCCGUGUAUAAUCAUUUCUUCAAUUAGAUAAUAAUGCAAAAAUGAACUGAGAGUUUGAAAAUUUUAAAAACAUUAUCAAUUUCAUCGAAUGAGACUUGUCUUAUGCAAAUGUCAAGAAAUUCCUAGAAUUUUUAUUAAGUGAGGUGCGAAUUGGCGAUCAAUAGGAAGAUUAAUAAUGAAAUUUUUAUGUAUAAUCAUAAAUUGACUAAGAGUAUUUAUCAACAUUUGCUUCUUGUGAUGUACUAAACAUUUUUAUCUCUAAAAUUAAAUUUCAUUUAUAACAAUAUCAAUUAAAACAAAAUUUAAGAUUGAUAACGCCGGAGGAGAAUUCGCGGUUAUUUCACUCGUAUAACUCGGAAAACUUCGUAAGGCGUUAAGUGAUACUUGUCGUCUUUUAUUUUGAACUUGGUGACAGAAUGGAAAGAGUUCGUUAUGUCUCUCUUAAAAGUAAAGCCAAACUUAAACGCUAACUAAAUAAAUAAGCAAGCAAAGUGAAAACAAAUUAAGAUACGGGAAAUUAAAAGAUAUUUUAUCGUGUGGCGUAAAACAAAUAAAAGAGUAUUAAGGAAGUGACUGCGAUUUUUAGAAAAUUAUGACGAGUAAAAUAUAAAUUCAAGAAUGAGUGCAAGAACACUCGCUGCUUUCCGCCAGCGAUACAUCGCAAAAAAACCGUUUGUCUGUCUAUAGCGAUUAUAAACCUUAUUCAUAAACGAUGAUAACUAUUCUGCAUACAGUUAGAAAUAUCGUGUGUAAUAUUAAUUAACUAAACUUAGAAUGAAACUAAAAGCAAGAUAAAAGAAGCAUAUGCAAAAAAAUAUAAGGUCGAGAGAUUACACUGCGUAAAUAAUUUUUCGCGGACUAUGGAAAAAAGCACGCGCCUAUGAUAGAUUCUAGAAAAAUUAAACGAAGAAUAAACGACUUUGCGGAGAAGGAAAAUUGAUCUAAAGACAAGUUUUGGCCGAGGCGGUUGCAUGCUUCGAUCUCUGACGCGUCAUCCGAGAACACGGGGCAGUAGGCACGUGAGAAAAUGCGAAACGUGUGUAACAGUGAAUAAAUGAGAGUAUGCGAGACAGAGCGAGAGCAAACAUUUAUUUAAUUAUUUAUUUAUUGCCAGGCAUCGAAUACCGCGACUAAUUGAAUCUCUGUUACAUCACUGACGCGUUUAGAAACGAAUUGGGGAUAGGACAUAGAUGGUGCGCAAGAAAUAGAGGCUGAGGAAAGGGAGCCCGAUACGUUGGCUCUUGUUUCGCCGAUGUAAUAUAAAUUGUAAUAGGCAAAUUUUACGUUCCGAUAUAGACAAGACUCGAUUUUCGCCGAAGGAAGAAAGUGGAACUGAUUCUAGAAUGAGAGCUAGGCAGAAACGAAUGAGCGGGGCAAAAAUCAGAAGGAAGAGCGCUACAGGUGAUCUAAAUCAAGAGAGCUCUAUAGAAGAUUUCCUGUGAUAUAUUUAAAGCAAAACUAGAGAACGAAAAUGAAACGAAAGGAUGACGAGAAUGAAAGUCACCGAACUUGGAAAAAAGUAUGUUUCGGAGUCUCUGCAAACGUUCGCUAUGAUCGCUCGGGAGGCUCGAUCAGACAGAAUCUGUACUGCGAAAAUGUUUUGCCUCUGAACUGUCGAUGAUUUGUAACGACUCACACGAUGACUCGUAAAGGCCAGCGGCAAUUCAUCAGGCAAACAAUACCGUCAAUUGUGAAAUGAAUAAUUAAGAUUGAAGGAAACUCCCGUAUACUUUGUACCUGGCGUUUCGUUGUAAUAUCGAUCAAAAGUGAAGGAACGGAAGGGAAUUUAUUCCGGAAAGAAAAAUUUAUAUAUAUUUCAUGUACAAAUUAUAUAUAAUUAGUUGAUAUUCGCGACCCCAAAGCGCCUUUAGGGAACGGCAUCGAUACGUGCUAUACAUAGUAUUUACGCUGUAAAUACGAACUUAAUCCCACUUUCAUUCACCUUUCCUAACAUCUAUGUACUUCGUUCGGAAGGGGCAAGCGAAUUAUAUAAAUUAUGUAUUAUCAUAUAUUUCCACUUUUAACUAUGUGUAAUUGUAUAUAACUAUAUGUAAUUAUAUAAAUUUUCUUUCCUAGACGAUGUAGGAAAUACACACACACUCACACACACAAACACACAUAUAUAUAUAUUAUAAAAAACUGUCAUACGAUACGAGAUGUAAUUAUUAUUAUUUCGACUGCAGCUAAUUUUAUAGCUGGCUUAUAAAUAUCCGUUAAUUUCUUAUAAUUAUUUGUUCCUUGUACGUAAUGCACGAAAAAUAGCUGAUAUUUUCGAAAUCAAACUGUGAAAGAGAACAACGGGACGCGAUUAUUGUUUACAGCUGAUUUUUUAUAGCAUGGUUAUAUCUGGAUUCCUUUGAUUUUGCCCUUUGAGAUGUGUGCGUUGGAAAGUUAAUCGGAUUAAAAUCUGCUUCCUAUACGCGUGCCAUUACCAACCGGCGGUCAAAUGCAGUCACUCGGAAGUGAUUCCUUCUGUUUUCUUCCCCGUUUUCUCCAACUCGCAAAGUGAACGAAAAUACAAAAAAGAAGAAUGGGUAGGCUUAUUUGGUGCAGUUGUAUGUAUUAUUUUUCACAACGAUUUGCGAACCGAACAAUGUGCGUCAUUCAAAGAACUGUAGAUAUUUUUCAUCGAUGCAGCUGAAGAUGAUAAAAAAACAUUAAUAAUGAUAAUGGGAAAAUGAAUUGCAAUGCGAUGCAAUGGUUCUGUUUUUGUAGAUAUCGAGAGGAUGCGACAAAGUAUAGAGGAAGUUUUGUGUGAAUAGGUUUUUUCUAAAAAUCAAUGAUUCUUUGUAAAAGGGUCGAAUAAUCAUAGUUUCUAUCAAAUUAGCAGCUCAAUGUCUUUUGUAUAAUACCUUUCCUCGAAUGUUUUCCAGAACGUUAUUAUGUUCAAAAGUUUGUUGUAAAUAAUGAAGCUUAUUAGAAAUGAGUCAAGUUUACAAAUUUAUUUGUUAUCAUCAUAAGAUCACUUUAAUCGGUCUAACAAAAUUACAAUUUCACCCAAUCUUUCAUACAGAAUUCGUAUUUAUUAUCGUGUUAUCAUUGUAUGCCAUAAUUAAUUAAUUAAUCGAAAAUCUUUUACUUUAUUCGAAAAGAGUCUAAAGAAAAUAUACACGUGAGGAAUCUCCAAUUAUAACUAAAAGAAAAAGUACUAUUUUAAGUCCUUAGACACUAUUAAGACAAUAUUCCUUAUUUGCUCUAAACAUACUUUAACAAACACCAGUGACUCUUGCAAGUAAAAAUUGAUUUUCAUUAAACAAUCACGUUACAGAAAGUGUGUGAUAGAAAUUUUUUCAAUACUAAAACACCACGCAUGACAUUUAUGUAUAUAAAAACGAAAAAACGCAUGGAUUCAUUUUAAGAUGGCAUAUAUUUUAUCUUGUGAUUUUUCAAAUAGUAUUGUUCCGUGUCAGAGUCUCACUAAAAAUUGACCCCAAUUACUUGUGGAGGAGCUUAAUUAAACUUCAUUCACUUUGGAUAUAGAUGACUUUCGUUAAUUAGAAACGAAAAACUGUUUGGUA